AAAUUGCCUUGAAAUCAAUUUGAAGAUCAAUGAAGUAUCAUAUUUCGCAUCACUAACUGCAUUUCAUUUUUGUAUUUUUUCAUAUUUUAUGUUUUUAAAUAAUUUUUACCGAAAAUGUUUAUUCAUUUGAAUGAAGAUGUGCACUACGGUUCAGAAGUGGUCAAGAUUUCAACAUGUACAUAGUACAUACGUAUAGCCAAGCUGAACAUGUUUAUAAGCACGUUGCUAUGGCAACUCAGACGCAACAAUCUACGGCGGUUCAAAAAAACCAUCCAAAAGUUAUCAAUGUGAUUUUUUAUUUUUUUUCUAAAAUGGUGAAAUAAUAUGGCAAAUUAUUACGUAGCAUACACGAAAAGCAUUUCUUUCAAGUAUAAAGCAGCAUUGCGAUCAAAUGUCACGGUAUUUCUGGUGUUAAAUUCAAUUUUUUGUUUCGUUUUGCCUUUCAUAUUUGCAUACAGCAGUAAUGGAUUUUGGAUUAAAGAAAAUUCUUACCGAGAGCAACCAAUCGUUAAAUUCAAGUAUCAAUAUUUGAUUAUUUUAGAAGCAAAAACUGCCAAUUCACACUUUUCACUGAUAUGUUCAACGUAUCAAUACUUGAAAUCAAAAACUGCAUACUCUAAUAAUUGUUCUUUAAUGAAAGUAAUUGAAAUAGAUGAAAAUGAAGAUGGUAAAAAUGAUAGGAUGAAGAUGACGCUACACAUCACCAAUGUAUCUUCUCUCGAUAUAGAUUCUUUUCAUUUGAUCUUAAUUUUUGAUUACAAAUUACACGGAGAAUGUAUACUAUCAAUGGAAGCGAUGGCAACAGCAUCGUACAUAUUUUCACAGCCUAUUGGUAGGCUUGAUAUUAUUUCUGAACUGAGAGCAGAUUUUAAAAAACCAAUGAUUUGCCAUGUAAAACAUCAUAAGCAAAAUUAUACCAGAAUUCUGAGCGGAAUUUCUGAGCAGAAGAAUCAUAUCGAUGCCAUGUAUAAAAUCGCAUCUCAUUAUGCUUCCAAUAAUAUGAACGUGAAUUUGAAAAAAGUUUAUUACUCAAAACGAUUCAAAUCGGAAACAGCUGAUAAUGAACCCCUGAUUGUAACAGCCGAUAUCCAUUACGGCGAACAAGAGAUACUCUAUAAAACACGGUUUUGGCAGCUGAUCAAGUGGGCCUGGGUACAAUACUUUUCCAUUUUAGCAUUGUUUAUAUUCCUAUCGCGUAAAAUGAAGAGAUUUGUUUUUCAAAACAGAAUAUUACAAACAAUUAAAACUAACCCUAUGGACGAAUAACGUUCGUUCAUUACACAUUAACAUCGCAUAACGCAUAAUUAAGUAUUGUUUUUUUUUGUAUAAAUUCAUACAGUAAGAGUUUAGAGUUUUGUAUGUAGGACAUGGUUUAUUUUUUAAAAUUCGUUUAACAAUGAAAAAAUGACUCGAACGUAAAACGAAUGAAUUUUCCAAAUUGACGAUUAUACGUAUUAAAAUCGAUAAUUUUCAAAACUAUUAACAAAUUCGGAAAUAUUUUGAUAUCCUAAGAAUGAAGAAACCACAUUCAAUGCUCCUGGUCUCGAUAAAAUGCUAACUAACGUAGACGUGGCCGAUUCAGUUUCCACAUUUUCAAAUUGUUCAGCAUUUGGAGUAUUUUCAAAGUUGGUUUUUUGAAGUUCAAUGCUGCAACAUUAUUUUCUUGUAUUCAAAAAAAUCGUCGAAAAUGAAUAAUAUGAACGUAAAAAAAAUAAUUACCUAGCAUUAAUCAAGAAUUUCGCAAAAGCUACAGAUUCUCGAGUACCUUCCAAAGUAAUCAUUCGUUCUUUCAUUUCAUGAGCAGCGUUUUCAUCUACAUUUGGAAGAUGAAUUACAGCUCCUGAAAUUUGUCUGUUAUAUAAAACAUAAUUAAUGUAACACGAUGAUCAAUGAUUUUCGCAACAAAUAAAUUUCAAUUUUCGACCUUA
Planococcus citri (citrus mealybug) is the source of this 1928-nucleotide messenger RNA. RefSeq names its product transmembrane protein 231-like. The transcript has 5 exons. The record is from RefSeq and is a predicted model, not a curated record. NCBI's taxonomy places the organism in Eukaryota, Metazoa, Arthropoda, Insecta, Hemiptera, Pseudococcidae. Gene Ontology annotation, biological process: regulation of protein localization; cilium assembly. Gene Ontology annotation, cellular component: ciliary membrane; ciliary transition zone. Bases 325 to 1266 code for a protein of 313 amino acids.